CCGUUCCGCUGCAGCAGCAGCAGCAGCAGCGGCCCAUGAUGCCCAUCCAUCAAUUAUGCAUGCUCGGUGCGCGCUAAUGGAUUGAGGCAUAUUAGCGCGCACGCCAACACCGCCAACUAAGAGCCCCACAACACACAUCUUGGCGCUGGGGAUGGCCGCUAUGCUGCUUCUGGGGAGAAGAAAGGCAAAGCGAUGUAAAAGAGGAUGAUGGGAAAGAUUGAACCACUUAAUGGCCGGUUUGAUUGGCCAAUUUCCAGUGCGGCGCGGCCGCCGUGCAGCGCUGUGUGCCAUGUGUGCUGUGUGGGCGUCAGCUAAACGGAGAUGUUGCGGCUGUUAAUCCGGCCACUGUGCUCGCCAUUGGCGUGUGACACUCACUCACACAGCGCUCGUACAACGAUUUAAAGCCGAUUCGUACAAGCGUGACACUUGCUCGUUCACUCACUCUCACAGCAGUCGUACAUCGAUUUAAAGCCGAUUCGUACGUGCACACUGCAGCAGUAUUAAACUACGCUGAACGAAUAAUAAACGCCGUGCGUCAUGUCACGCAUUAGUUGCCAUCGACGGCCAGCAAACCGGCUCGUUUGUAAACGGCCCACUCGUCCCGCUUCCCGUCUAAACCGUCCACUUGCACCGCACUCAGCCGGCGUAAUAUCUUCCCAAUGCAGGCAAAUGAUGGCCCCACACAAAGGCAUCACAACGACCGCCCUGAAGUAAAGAGCACUACGAUUGUAACGACUGCACGAUGUUUUUCAAGCCAAGUACUUACACUGUCAUGUCAAUAGCCAGCGCAGUAUGUGAUUAACCACGGAAGCCAUUUCUUAACAAAUCGCCGUCAUUUCCCGGCAUUCAGGCCGUACGUACAGUUGGGUAAUGAGCGCCGCUUUCCGCUGCAUAAACUGAAUCAACCGGGCACGACAUGGGCCGCUGCGUCGUGCAGUGCCGGCCCAUCAUCGGCGCAUUGUCGGCCAUGUUAUUCAUUUGGCUUUUUAUGGCCGUUCACGGCACGAUAGAACGAUAGAACGAUAGAGGGGCCAUUAUUUACUGGAGAAUCGGCUUUUGUCGGGGCGCGUUUUUAUCUCCGCUAGCCGCGACGCAUUACCGCGCUGAAUACACUCGACAGUCACUGAGUCGGCAUUCAGGCAGUGUUGCACGCUUAUUUGCCCAUUCUUCGCCGCAAACGCUCGCUUGCAUCAUGACCGACCGCGACGGCGCACCGGCAGCCAAUUCGUGUCCAGCGCCGCUUGCCUACCUGACUAAUUCGUCGGUGACCGAGAAAUUAGCGGAAUCACUGAAGAAGACGACAGCGCCCAGUCAAGUGAGCCCACCGCCCGUGGCGGCGAUGGCCAAGAAUUCCUUUCUCAUCAAGGACAUCCUCCGCAGCAAACCGCUGUCCGACGCCAAGCACCAGCGGCGUUUUGGCCCGCGGUGUGCAUUGGGAGCGCUGCCGGGUGAUGGCGGCGCCACCGUCACUGCCGACGCCAGUGACCUCGCCGCUAAGGAGGAACGGGCGGCCAGCGAGGCGUCCGGUCUCGACACCGGCGUCGCCGUCGACUCGGAGAUGGAUUUCGAUCAGGACAGGGCCAGCAGCGACAGCGACGCCCACAGCGAAAUCUCCGACGCAGGUGACAGUCCACAAGGUGAGCAGGAUGACAGCGCGUCCGGCGCGGCCAGUCAGGGCUGCAGUCCGAAAGGGAAGAAGUCGCGCAAAGCGCGCACAGCCUUCACGGACAACCAACUGCAGACGCUGGAGAAGCGCUUCGAACGGCAAAAGUAUCUCAGCGUGCAGGACCGCAUGGAGCUGGCCGCCAGCCUCAGCUUGUCCGAUGCCCAGGUCAAAUGCUGGUUCCAAAAUCGCAGGACAAAGUGGAAGCGCACCCAGUCGGUGCACUUCGAGCUGAUGGUGGAGGCGGCCGGCAGCUACUCGGCCAUGCAGCGCAUGCUGCAGUGGAACCUCGGCAACCUCUCCAACAUCCUCCCGGCGGCGGCGGCCGGCGGACUGCCGCUGCCCAUCGGCCUGUGCAACCCCGCCGCUCCGGGGACCGCCCACCCGGCGCAGGCGCAUAUGCAGGAGAUCUACUAUCGCACCCUCCUGCAGCAACAACAGCAGCAACUGGCCGCGGCGGCGGCGGCCCACCAGACACCCUCUUCCGGCAACGUCAACGCCGUCACCGUGUUCCCGGCGCAGCUGGCCAUGGCGCACAACCUGGCGGCGUUGGCGCGGCCCCUGCGUCUGGAAAAUCCCGGUGGCGGGCAUCCGGCCGGAGCCGGCAAACCGCUGCCGAUGGCGCCGGCCUUCUUCACCGCCACUAGUCUGGCCGCGGCGGCCAUGGACGCCCGGACCAACAGCCGGGCGGCGGCUGCGGCGUUGGAUGACAAGGAUUAAGCGGAAGUGUUGCGUCAAGAAGAUCGCUUGAUUUUCUCAUUCUGUUAUUAUCGUACAGUGGCUUUCGUAUAAUGUCGUCAAUGGUGAAUCGGUGAUUGUUACCGGUGCAAAUGUAUUAGUGUGUUCAACCGAAGCUGACAGAAAACCGGAUCGAAGACAUUCAGAAUAAUAAAAAAAAUCA
Paramacrobiotus metropolitanus is the source of this 2564-nucleotide messenger RNA. RefSeq names its product homeobox protein B-H1-like. The transcript is spliced from 4 exons. The record is from RefSeq and is a predicted model, not a curated record. The coding region runs from base 1193 to 2383 and encodes 396 amino acids. Gene Ontology annotation, biological process: cell differentiation; regulation of transcription by RNA polymerase II. Gene Ontology annotation, molecular function: DNA-binding transcription factor activity, RNA polymerase II-specific; RNA polymerase II cis-regulatory region sequence-specific DNA binding. NCBI's taxonomy places the organism in Eukaryota, Metazoa, Tardigrada, Eutardigrada, Parachela, Macrobiotidae. Gene Ontology annotation, cellular component: nucleus.